Messenger RNA from Cynara cardunculus var. scolymus (artichoke), 2322 nucleotides. RefSeq names its product subtilisin-like protease SBT1.5. The record is from RefSeq and is a predicted model, not a curated record. Gene Ontology annotation, molecular function: serine-type endopeptidase activity. The transcript has a single exon. NCBI's taxonomy places the organism in Eukaryota, Viridiplantae, Streptophyta, Magnoliopsida, Asterales, Asteraceae. Bases 1 to 2322 code for a protein of 773 amino acids. Gene Ontology annotation, biological process: proteolysis.
AUGACUCGCUUUUCGUUUCUGGGUUUCACAAUUCUCUGUUUCUUCCUACCGAUUUCUGCCCAACUCCAUAACACCCAGACCUUCAUCGUCAGGAUUCAAAACGACCACAAACCAUCUGUUUUCACCGAAGUUCAACAAUGGUAUACUGCAACUCUUUCAAGUUUGAGUUCAACAAACAGAGAUUUCCUCCAUGUCUACAAGACUGUUUUCCAUGGCUUUUCAGCUUCACUCACUCCUCAAGAAGCUCAACAACUUGAAUCGCAGCCAGGAGUCAUGGCUGUUUUACCCGACCAAAUCCGCCGCCUUCAUACCACCCGAUCGGUUCAGUUUCUAGGGCUUGUUAAUGAUCAACCUAAUGACCUUUUAAAGGAAUCUGAUUAUGGUUCUAAUGUUAUUAUUGGCGUUCUGGAUACUGGUAUCUCACCAGAAUCAUCAAGCUUCCAUGAUCAAGAUCUUGGUCCAGUUCCUUCGGGUUGGAAAGGAGAGUGCAUCGAAGGCGAGCAGUUCGCCGGAAAUCUCUGUAACAAGAAGAUGAUCGGAGCCCGAUAUUUUACGGCUGGGUACGAAGCAGCUAUCGUCAACGGCAAAUCCAACGGCUCCGCGAUUGUUAGAUCGUGUAGAGACACCGAUGGCCAUGGAACCCACACCGCAUCGACUGCAGCCGGAAGGCUGGUUGCCAAUGCAUCGAUGUUUGGGUUUGCGGAAGGUUCGGCUGUCGGAGUGGCACCGAAAGCUAGAAUUGCUGUGUAUAAAAUAUGUUGGGGGGAAGAAUGUCGGGAGUCGGACAUACUCGCCGGAAUAGAUAAGGCAGUCGAAGAUGGUGUUAACGUUAUUUCCAUCUCGAUUGGCGGCACUAGUAGUCGGUCGUAUGAUCUUGAUCCGAUUGCGAUAGGAGCUUUUGGUGCAAUGGCAAGAGGUGUUCUUGUUUCAGCUUCGGCUGGUAAUGGCGGUCCGGAGUUAGAAACAGUGACGAACACCGCUCCGUGGAUCACAACGGUUGGUGCAAGCACCAUCGACAGGCGGUUUCCGGCGGAUCUUAUCUUGGGAGACGGCACGGUAAUCACAGGGGCGUCCGUUUCUAACGCCCCCAUAGUCCCAUCGUCCAAAUUCUUUCCGUUAAUUCAUGGCAGGAACGCAUCACAGGGGCGAUUCGCCAAUUCAAAUGCCGCUGUUUGCAUGCCGGAAUCAUUACACAAAGAUCUGGUUCGUGGGAAGAUCAUAAUUUGUGAUCGUGGCGGCAAUGCUCGUGUCAAGAAAGGCGAAGUGGUCAAGAACGCUGGCGGCAUCGCGGUGAUCGUCGCCAAUGUGGCACCUCAAGGCGAAGGACUUGUAUCCGACUCGUAUACAAUUCCCGGCAUGCUGAUAACGGAGUCUGCUAGUAAAAAGCUUCUUGGUUAUCUAAACUCUACGAGAAAUCCCGUGGCCAAGAUGAUCAUUCACGGGACUCGAUUAGGGGUCAAGCCCGCACCAGUCGUUGCAUCCUUUUCAUCAAGAGGCCCAAGUCUUGAUUCGGUUUACGUACUCAAGCCUGAUCUAAUAGCACCAGGUGUUGACAUCCUAGCAGCAUGGCCCAACAACGUGCCACCUAGCGAACAACCAUCGGACCUUCGACGGACAAGAUUCAACAUACUAUCCGGCUCUUCCAUGUCAUGUCCACAUGUAUCCGGUUUGGCUGCAUUACUAAAAGGGGCCCACCCCGAUUGGACUCCAGCCAUGAUCAGAUCAGCAAUGAUGACCACUGCCUACAAUGACGACACAGAAGGUAAGCCAUUGCUAGACGAACAAUCAUACAACGACUCUACCGUGUGGAGCAGGGGUGCAGGCCACAUAGACGCCGGAAAAGCCGUUGAUCCUGGAUUAGUAUACGAUAUAACAGCAAACGAUUACCUCCAAUUCUUGUGUGCAAUGAACUAUUCAACCCAACCUUUUCAACAACUUGCCCCAGAACCACUUACGUGCAACCGGAAGCAAAAUAAGCCAUGGAACAUCAAUUACCCAUCGAUAUCGAUCUUUUAUGGUGAACCAAGGGGAUUAUCAGAGCCAGAAGUAGUAGUCACAAGAACAGUAACACAUGUAAGCGAAGGUGCAUCAAACUACCAUGUCAUUUUGACCAGCCCCAAAGGUGCGAAUAUAACAGUAGAGCCACAGACGAUGAGUUUUAGUGAAAAAGGCGAAAAACGGACUUUUAAAGUUACGAUUGUGUCUGAAACGGUAACAGGAUCAUGGGGGAGUAUGGAGACACGAUCGGGUAAAUUGGUUUGGACCGAUGGGAAGCAUCGUGUCGUGUCGCCCAUAGUUGUUAUGUGGCAACAUUUGUUCUAA